AUGAAAGCAAUUAAAGAUUUUAUAUCUAAUCCAAAAUCUAUCAAAUUUCUUAAAUGGGAAAAUAAAUGGGAAUCUAAAAUAAUGAAUAUAAGAGAAUAAGAAUUUGCUAUUAUUGCAGGUUCAAAAUGGUUGGAUUCACUCUGUGUCUUAUUUUGGUCUAUUACUAAUACAUUAAUAUCUUCAGUUACUUUAUAUGUAUAUUCAUAAAAUAAUGAUCUUGAAAAUGUUUUUACUAUAAUUUAUGUAUUUUCUUUAUUAACAAAUCCCUUAAAUUCAUUACCAUGGACAUUAGCAGGAAUGUUAUAAGCAAAAACAUCAUUUUUAAGAAUUAAUUCUUUUGUUAUAACAAGAAAAUCAAAUAAUUAAUUUAAAGAGGGUAUAGAAAUUAAUUAAGCUGAACUUAAAUGGGAUUUUGAUAGUGAAUUCACAUUAAGAAUACCUCAUUUCAAAAUUGAUAAUAUAGUAUUUGUAGGAGGAAAAGUUGGAUCUGGAAAAUCUUCAUUUUUACUUUCACUUUUAAAUCAAAUGAAAAUUUAAUCAGGUUAUUUUUAAGUGAAUUAAUAAUUUUCAUAUGUCUCCUAACAAAGUUGGCUUUUUAAAGGAACAAUUAGAGAUAAUAUUCUAAUGUAAUCAAAAUACAAUGAUGAAUUAUACAAAUAAUGUUUAAUAUAAAGUAAUUUAAUUGAUGAUAUAUAAAAAUAUCCAGAAAAAGACUUAUUUGAUGUUGGACCUGAUGGAUCUAAGCUUUCAGGAGGAUAAAAAUAGAGAUUAUGUAUUUGUAGAGCUCUAUACAAUUAAAAUGAUAUUUAUUUAAUGGAUGAUAUUUUUAGUAGUUUAGAUCCAUAAGUAGGAGAUAGUAUUUUUAAUAAUUUAUUAAAAAUAACAAAACCCAUCAUAUUUGCAUUAAAUGAUAAUUAUUUAUAGAGAUACAAAAAAUAUGCAGAUUAAAUAAUAAUAAUUAAAAAUGGUUAGGUUAUUUAUGAUAAAUAGGAGAUUGAGAUGUAUUUUUAAGAUUUACAAGAAUAAACAUUUGAUUUGAAAGAAUAAAAAGUGAAUUUAGUUUAAUAAGAGAUAAUAUAACAUGAGAGAGAGAACCAAUAGGAUGUUGAAAUAAAAAAAACUUAAAAGUCGUUGUCUUUUUAUUUAAAAUCAUUAGGCUUAUUAAACUUAUUAUGGAUAUUAGUAUCAUUAGCUUUAAUGUAAAUUUCAUUUAAUGUAUAUGAUAUAUGGUUAAACACAUAUAUAAAUGAGAAUCCUAUGUUUAUAUUUAAUAAUUCAUUUGUUUUUACAUUGUUCAUGUUAGUAUUAAUCGAUAUAAUAAUUAAAUUAUCAAGAGCUGUAUCUUUUGCAUAUGGUAACUUAGAGUAAGCAAAAAAAAUAUUUGUUUAAUUGUUAAAUCAUGUGAUACAUGCAAAAUGUUCUUUUUUUGAUGCUGAAGAGAGUGGAGAGAUUUUAAUAAGAUUUUCAGAUGAUUAAAAUGUUGUAGAUAAUAGAUUUCCAUUUGAAUUGAAUUUAUUGUGCAAUAAUAUCUUUAAUUUUAUUGGAACAUUUAUUGUAUUAGUAGUUCUUUAAUAUUAUUUGAUAUUACCUGUAAUUGUAUCAGCCCUUGUAUUUUAUAGAUUAUAAUAAUUAUAUAGACCAACUAGUCUAUCAUUGCGUCGUUUAGAUGCAGAAACUAAUUCAAAUUUGGCAACUUCAAUUUUUGAAUAAUUUAAAGGGAUUCUAACAAUAAAUGCAUUUAAUAAAAGAGAAGAAUUUAGAAGUAUUAUUAUAUAAUUAAUAUUAAGAUAUCUUUUUAAGUAAAUUAAUUUAGAGUACGUAAGUUUAAUGGUGUAGUAGAGUAAUAGCAUUGUGGUUAUAGAUAAGAUUAUAAUUAGUAGCAGGUUUCAUUGUAUUAUUCAUACUAUUAUUUACUGCUCUAAGUUUAUUUUAUGAAUUACCUAUAAGUAAAUCAACUUUGUAAUUGUUGUUAUAUUAUUCAUUAACAAAGAUUAGUUUAUUUAGAGAUUUGACAUUAUCCUUAACUACUUGUGAAUAAGAACUAGUAUCUUAUGAAAGACAAAAUAAAUAUUGUAAUAAUAAUAUAGAAUAAGAUAAAUGUCUUAAUUAUUCAGAAGACAUCAAAUUUAAAGAUAUUAAAUUAUAAUAUUUUAAUGGUUAAUUAGCUUUGAAAGGAAUAAAUUUAGAGAUUGAAUAAGGAAAAAGAGUAGCAUUUUGUGGAAGAACAGGUAGUGGAAAAUCUUCAAUUUUGGCAGUAUUAUUUUAAUUAUAUGAAUAAACUGAUGGAGAUAUGUCUGUACCAUCUUAAUAACUAUUUGAAUGGAGAAACAAAGUUGGUGUUAUUCCUUAAUUAGGAUUUGUAUUUGAUGGAACAUUAAGUGAGAAUUUAGAUUGUUUAGAUUAAAAUUUGAUUUCAAAAUAUGUUGCAAUGGAUGGUAAUUCUUAAAUAGAUUCAAAUUCAAUUUCUUAAGGAAUGAGAUAAUUGAUUUCAUUCUCAAGAGUAGUAUUAUAAAAUCCAGAUAUUAUUUGUUUAGAUGAAGCUACUGCAAGUGUAGAUUAAUAAGUAGAGGAUUUUAUUUAAUAAUAUUUGAGAGAAUGUGGAAAAACAAUUAUAACAAUUUCACAUAGAUUAGAAGCAUUAAAAGAUUAUGAUAGAAUAUAUUAUUUGGAAAAUGGUUUAGUAGUAGAAUAGGGUACAUUUUAAGAAUUGGUCUAAUUAGGAGGUGGAUUUGCAAAUUUGAGAAAUUGCUGA
Messenger RNA from Paramecium primaurelia, 2752 nucleotides. Lineage: Eukaryota; Ciliophora; Oligohymenophorea; Peniculida; Parameciidae. The record is from the annotation of a GenBank genome assembly.